AUGGCUGCUGCCCCUGGGGGUUACUCGAUCAACGUGAACGACCCGAGCCUCAUCGCCCUUGUCAAUAAGCUGCAGGAUGUGUUCACCACAGUGGGUGUCCAAAAUCCGAUAGAUCUCCCUCAAAUUGUGGUGGUUGGAUCGCAGUCUAGUGGAAAGAGUUCCGUUUUAGAGAACAUAGUUGGCAGGGAUUUUCUUCCGCGAGGAUCAGGCAUUGUCACUCGACGACCACUUGUCCUGCAGCUGAUCAAUAAGCCUUCGCCAGAGAAGUUACAAGCCAACGGCGUGACGGAGGAUGAGCUCAAAAAGACAACAGAUAGAGAAGCAAACGUUGACGAGUGGGGGGAGUUUCUUCACAUCCCUGGCCAGAAAUUCUUCGAUUUCAAUAAGAUCCGAGAUGAGAUCGUCAAGGAGACAGAAGCUAAGGCAGGGCGGAAUGUUGGCAUAUCACCUGCUCCUAUCAACCUCCGAAUAUACUCACCUAAUGUCCUCACGCUCACACUUGUCGAUUUACCCGGUCUUACUAAAGUUCCCGUUGGAGACCAACCAAAGGACAUCGAAAGACAGAUUCGGGAGAUGGUUUUGAAGCAGAUACAGAAACCGAAUGCCAUCAUAUUGGCUGUGACGGCAGCAAACGUAGACUUGGCCAACUCAGAUGGCUUAAAGAUGGCAAGGGAGGUCGAUCAGGAAGGGCAGCGGACAAUCGGCGUACUAACCAAAGUAGACUUGAUGGAUGAAGGGACUGAUGUGGUUGACAUUCUCGCCGGGCGGAUCAUUCCUUUGCGGCUUGGCUACGUCCCUGUCGUCAAUCGUGGUCAACGAGAUAUUGAAAACAGGAAAAAAAUCUCAGCGGCCCUCGAGGCCGAGAAGAACUUCUUCGAGAACCACAAGGCGUACCGUAACAAAGCCUCUUAUUGUGGGACACCUUACCUUGCCAGAAAACUCAAUCUGAUCCUGAUGAUGCACAUCAAACAAACGCUGCCCGAAAUCAAGACGCGUAUCUCUACCUCCUUGCAGAAAUACACAAGCGAGUUAAACCAGCUCGGUGAUUCGAUCUUAGGAAACCCGACCAAUAUCGUCCUCAACAUCAUUACCGAAUUCAGCCAGGAAUACCGCACUGUCCUGGAAGGGAACAACCAAGAAUUGUCUAGUCUUGAGCUGUCCGGUGGUGCUCGUAUCUCCUUCGUGUUCCACGAGUUAUACUCAAAUGGCAUUAAAGCCGUGGAUCCUUUCGACCAGGUAAAGGAUAUUGACAUUCGAACGAUCUUGUACAACUCCUCCGGAUCUUCUCCUGCCCUUUUCGUGGGCACAACAGCUUUCGAGCUUAUUGUCAAACAGCAAAUCAAGAGGUUAGAAGAUCCUUCUCUGAAAUGCGUCAGCCUCGUCUAUGAUGAGCUUGUUCGAAUCCUGGGUCAGCUUCUCAACAAACAUCUUUUCAGGCGGUAUCCUCAACUGAAAGAGCGCUUCCAUGCCGUGGUCAUAGCUUUCUUCAAGAAGUCCAUGGACCCAACAAAUAAGCUUGUUAGAGACCUGGUCGCUAUGGAGGCUUGUUACAUAAACACUGGCCACCCUGAUUUUCUCAACGGUCACCGAGCCAUGGCAAUUGUGAAUGAUCGGCACAACUCGACCAAACCUACUCAAGUGGAUCCCAAGACCGGAAAACCGAUCCCUGCAGCAAUGCAGCCACGAGCUGCUUCACCCUCCUUGCCAACCGACGGCUCCGAUGGCAACUCUGGCUUUUUCGGAAGCUUCUUUGCUAGCAAAAACAAGAAGAAGAUGGCAGCGAUGGAGGCUCCACCUGCUACUCUCAAAGCAUCGGGCACUUUGUCGGAACGAGAGAACCAAGAAGUGGAAGUGAUCAAGCUGCUCAUCAACAGUUACUUCAACAUCACGCGAAGAACAAUGAUUGACAUGGUCCCUAAAGCCAUCAUGCUAAAUCUUGUACAAUACACAAAAGACGAGAUGCAGCGUGAGCUUCUAGAGCAGAUGUAUAGGACCCAGGAGUUAGACGACCUGCUCAGGGAGAGCGAUUACACCAUCCGAAGAAGGAAAGAAUGCCAGCAGAUGGUGGAGAGUCUGAGUCGGGCCCAGCAGAUUGUCAGUGAGGUACAAUGA
Endocarpon pusillum Z07020 is the source of this 2112-nucleotide messenger RNA. Its product is annotated as Vacuolar protein sorting-associated protein 1. Gene Ontology annotation, molecular function: GTP binding; GTPase activity; microtubule binding. Bases 1 to 2112 code for a protein of 703 amino acids. The record is from RefSeq and is a predicted model, not a curated record. Gene Ontology annotation, biological process: peroxisome organization. Gene Ontology annotation, cellular component: peroxisome; membrane; cytoplasm. Lineage: Eukaryota; Fungi; Ascomycota; Eurotiomycetes; Verrucariales; Verrucariaceae. The transcript has 6 exons.